GCUCUGGCAUCAAUUGAUCGCGUCAGAACCAAUGAUAUGGGUCUGGAGGGUUGAAAUGUCGGUCACGACGCGGUCGUGAUUAAAUUUAGAUGUGUUCGUUCAUGGGGCGAGGGUUGUCUUCUUCGCUGGCAUCGGAUCUGAACUUCCGUCGAUUGAUUGGACAGGCGGGGUUGAAACUUGAUUGCUGCGACAGCCUCGACCGAUAUAGUGAGAUUUUAGCAGCGCAAUACGUCCUAGAACAACCAAAUCGCGUGGCUGUUUCAACGCAGCUGCAGAAGAGGUUUGACGAAGACUUGGAAGUUGGUCAGCAACAGGACAGUGCAGUCUUGACGGGAGAGCCAACAAAUAUUGUUCCCGUAUUAGGAAAGAGCUGUGACUUCUCCAAUAACGGCCUCCCGCUGCACAGACAUCAAUCACGGCCGAUCGUGAGAUUAAUACUCCACUCUAUGGCGUCUUCAAGGGAUCUCGAAAGGGAGCAAAUUCAUCCCUUCCGGGCCUGUGUGGUUCACGAUUCACUUUCGGAUGAGAGUUUACGACGUUUUGGGACGGUUACGGCAGAUUCCUUGGCCGAUGAGCUCGCAUCUUCAUCUUUUUGUCAGACCUCCGCCGGAAAAGUCGAGCCGACACUAUGACCAAACCAAGAAAUCCUGCCAAGCGCACAGCCUGUGUAUCAGUGUGCAACAAAAGAACUUUAGUAGUUGGCUUGUGGUCAAAACCC
This is a messenger RNA of Dissoconium aciculare CBS 342.82, 718 nucleotides long. RefSeq lists its product as uncharacterized. The transcript has a single exon. The coding region runs from base 90 to 632 and encodes 180 amino acids. The record is from RefSeq and is a predicted model, not a curated record. NCBI's taxonomy places the organism in Eukaryota, Fungi, Ascomycota, Dothideomycetes, Mycosphaerellales, Dissoconiaceae.